Hypoxylon trugodes is the source of this 2022-nucleotide messenger RNA. RefSeq lists its product as uncharacterized. NCBI's taxonomy places the organism in Eukaryota, Fungi, Ascomycota, Sordariomycetes, Xylariales, Hypoxylaceae. The transcript has a single exon. Bases 499 to 1548 code for a protein of 349 amino acids. The record is from RefSeq and is a predicted model, not a curated record. Gene Ontology annotation, molecular function: FMN binding.
GAAAUGUACAUAUAUGAUAUGAUAUCUGCAUUUGACUUUCUUUUUAAAUGUAUGCAGGCUCCUCUAGACCGGUUACUACAGAUGGCUAGAGCGGGAGGACCCUGCUACUCCGCGCCGCGACUUAGUAAUUAAUUCCGGUGCUCGGCUUUACUGUCGACUUGCAGACCGCAUACUCUUAUCGGACUCAACCGGGACACUCAUUGAUGAAUGCAUCCGUGUGUAACCGGUCAGAGGAAACGAAGCCUUUCUUAACAACCAAUUAUUUUAUAAUAAUUCGCCUCAUAUAAGAAAGUGUUCAAAAUCUAAGAGGGAAAUGUAUGAUAACAAAUCUCAACGUUAAUUAUCUCUUUUGAAAAAAUUGGAGAAUUUCGCUCCGAUAUACGCCGAAAUCGUAUCAAACGAAGUCACCAGCCUUGUUAAGGGGGAAAGUGUAUUUAUUCUGCCGCUAUUCCAGCUUUAUAAUCAUUAUUCUCCCGGCUUUAUAAUCACUAUUCACUCAUGCCCCCGUCCUGUCUCAACUACUUAAACUUACCAAUCCGCCUCUCUUUAAGACCAGCAACAAUAACAACAGCACUCCGCAGCACCACCACUCGUUAUAAUAGUACCGAUACUAGAACUCGCCUCGCCAAAAUGUCCGUCUCAACCAAGCAAGAGGCUGAGAUCAAGCGGAACCCGCACCCAGACUUCAAGAAAGUUGAAGCCUCGCGCCCGGACUGGGACAAAUCCUCACAAUUCCACUACACAAAAACCGCAGAACCAUCAUGGGCCUUCGGCUCCGGCGCCAACACCCUGAGCGACCCAACCGCGGCGAGUAAAAAACACAUCACCAUCGACCCAUACGCACCAGGGCGUCCCGCGCCGUUCAACUACAAGCUACUAAUCAGCGGCAUCGUGCCGCGGCCCAUUGGUUUCCUAUCCACGGUAUCAUCCGAAGCCAGCGACCCAGCAUCCCAAAAAAUAGACGAUUUGAACUUAGCACCGUUCUCAUAUUUCAAUAUGGUCAAUCACGACCCUCCGCUUUUCGUCAUCGGUUUCUCGUCCGACCCCGCGAACCCAAAGGAUUCCCUGCGUAAUCUACUCGCGCGACGUGAAGGUGUGGUUAACAUCAUCGGCGAGGACUUCAUCGAAGCCGCGAACGCGACAAGUGUGGAUGCACCGCCCGGCGCUUCGGAAUGGGCUGUUUCGGGCUUAACCCCGGUUUUUGACUGUGAGGAUGUUAAGGCCCCGCGCGUGGCCGAGGCUGUGUUUAGUGUGGAGUGUAAAUUGGAGAGCGCGCGUGAGUGGGAGAGUAGGGCUACGCCGGGGAAGAAGACUGGGUGUAUGGUUGUGCUUGAAGGCACUAAGUUUUGGGUUCGUGAGGAUGCUAUUAAUGAGGAGCGUAACUUGAUCGACCCUGCGGUGUUGAAGCCUGUUAGUAGGUUGGGAGGUAUUACGUAUGGGCGGCUGACCGAGGCUCUUGAGAUCCCUAGGCCAAGGUUUAAGGAGGAUGUUGGUGGACCUGAGGGGUAUGAGGAGUUGAAGAAAAAGAGAGGUGAUGCUUCGAAAUGAAGUGAUGGAUUGCCUCCAGGGCCAAUGGCCCCGUGGGGUUAUUUAUGGCGCACUUCGCCCAUUCUAUAUACUAGAAGAGACAAUACUAGACCAGAACUUGAGGAAUAUACUUAAAGACUAGAACUGUGGCUCGAUAUUCCAUCUGUACGUAUGUGUUACACGGAGUGUAAGGAAGAUGACGUAUCAAGUAGGACAGCUACGGGUGCAUGAAAAGGUCGACCUAAUCUCAACAGCGUGACAGUAUGUUCCACAUUAGUCUAGAUGCUUCUUCGAGGACAUCGCUCUUCUUGCUUUCAAGGAAUGAUCGCGUCUCGCCGUGAGAGGAAUUACCGUGUAUACCUGACGUAUGGCUAUACAAUACCAAGCGAGGCGAUUGGACUAAGCUAGGUCUAUAAUAGAACUACCUAGGCACAAACCCAGCCGCUAUUUCGGAUUAUGCGGGGGAUCAUCCGGGGUCAUAGAAGUUAGUUGUGG